Messenger RNA from Daphnia carinata, 1815 nucleotides. RefSeq names its product leucine-rich repeat-containing protein 15-like. The transcript is spliced from 7 exons. Lineage: Eukaryota; Metazoa; Arthropoda; Branchiopoda; Diplostraca; Daphniidae. The record is from RefSeq and is a predicted model, not a curated record. Bases 528 to 1799 code for a protein of 423 amino acids. Gene Ontology annotation, molecular function: protein binding.
GCUAUCGCAAGCGUGUUGCGCGUGUUCUUCCCGAAAAAAAACACAAAAAACAAAACAAAAGCUAGGAUAUUUUUUGAAUAUUGUUUUGGAAGAGAGAAAACUGUGUAUUGAAAUUAGGAGAAAACUAUUUAAAUUUCAAAAGAAAAGCUCUUCAAUUUGUUGUGAUGUGUUUUUGAAUUCCCGCCAAGUUCUCGUCAAGUGCUUUACGUGUUGUAUUUUUUUUUUUAAAUACUGAAACAAUAACAAAACGGGAAUUUAAAUUCGAACGUCUUCAACAACAAAGUUCAUUUGACUGUUUGCAUUCUUUUGCUUGUUCGUUUCACGUUUGUGUGUGUGGGCACGCGUCACCAGCUGUCAACCUGUUGGGUCAUCGAAACCUUCCAGCCAUCCGCGAGAACGUUUUUACGUCAUCAACAGCUGGCCAGCUCUUAAAACAAAAACGACUGGGACAAAUGAACGGCCGCAACGGUUAAAAGCGGAUAGCCUGGAUCACUCUCCUUUUUCUUUUUUAAAGGGAGAAAAAGAGGAUGCGGCUGGUGGCGAACAACGGCCGGAUUAUUUUGGCAAUUUUGCUGCUGAUUCAGCGAUGCUGUGACGCAAUGCAAGAAUUACAAAAACAGCAAACGCAGCAACCUUACAACUGUCCGAAGCAAUGCAUUUGUUUAUCAUCGACGCAAGUGCUGUGUAACGGCGGAGGACUGAGCCAAGUCCCCGACGAUCUGCCACCGUACGUGGAACACCUUUCGCUCAUCAAGAACAACAUCCGCCAGUUGAAGACGGACGCGUUCCAGCGCUACAAGGCGUUGCGUAAACUCUAUUUGGACGGCAACGCCAUCAAUCAAGUGCAGGCGUUCGCAUUCCGCGGCCUCGGCCGUCUCCAGGAGCUGUCCAUGCAAAAUACUCCGCUCGACAGGCUCGGACAAUUCACCUUCUCCGGCUUGCAUAAUUUGAGCCACCUCUACUUGGCCAACAAUCAAAUACGGCGCAUCGAGAGCUACGCAUUCGCUGGCACUUCGUCCAUCCGCCUCCUGGUGCUCACCAACAAUCCGACCGUCCGCAUCGAUUCAUCCGCUUUUGCUGGCUUGAGCGACGUUCAAAUGAUUUAUUUACCGGCCGGAGUCCGCCACCUGGAACAAGAUGCUUUCAGCGGACUGUCGAUGAUUGGGCAUUUAAAACUGGCCCAUUUAGACCUACAGUCCCUCAAUAGUUUCGUCUUUCGAGGCUUGAGGCAUGUGCAGUUGUUGAGCAUCCAAGAAAGCGAUUUGGGCAUCAUCCGUCCUGGCGUUUUUGUUAACAUGACCAGCAUCGGUCGUGUUAGUUUCAUCAACAACAAAAUCGACGGGAUCGAUUCGCUCGAAUUGACGGCCGAUAACCGCGUCCGGCAAUUCCAUUUUAUCGGCAAUCAUUUGCUGGAUCUUCCGCACGGCCGCGCUAUCCACAUACAAGGUGUGCCAGUUGUGAAUGCAUCCAACAAUCAUUUCCCUUGUGAUUGCCACGUCGUCAGCUGGAUGCAAUCAGCCAUGUUCGCUAAUCAGAGUCGCGAGCGCAUGAUGGCCAACAAUUACUGCAUUUCACCGUACGAAGUGCACGGCAAAUCCAUCCAAUCUGCUGCGGAAGAAGCUCACCUCUUUGGUGGAUGUGAGAGCGACGACGCAGCGCCAGAGCGUACCGUCGCUUUGGAAACGACCAAACCAUCGACUUUGUUCAUCAACAGUUGCGGUCGUUCGCCGACGAACAGCGAAUCGAUGACUAUUGUAAUCGCAUUGUAUUUAUUGUUCCAACAGUUUGUACAGUUGUAAAUAAUUCCAUCAGUGA